Molecule: messenger RNA, 549 nt
Organism: Talpa occidentalis (Iberian mole)
Lineage: Eukaryota; Metazoa; Chordata; Mammalia; Eulipotyphla; Talpidae
Product: proline-rich protein 29-like
Source: RefSeq, a predicted model, not a curated record
AUGAGCUGUCCCGGGGCUCAUAGGUCUUUUGACAUCCUCCCAGAGGGCCCCUUUCUGAUGCAGGAGAACCCUCUCCUGGGCCGACCCCCGCCACCCCAGCAGCCAGGCCGCAUGAAGGAAGACCUGCUGGAGCUGAUGAUGCUGCAGAACGCGCAGAUGCACCAGCUGCUGCUGGGCGGCCUGGUGGCCUCAGCGCUCGGCCCCGGGCCGGCGCCCCCUUGGCCUCAGGUCUACCUGGAGGGCCAGGAGGAGAGUGAGGCGGAGGAGCUGCUGGAGGCCCAGGAGGAAGGGCCCCUGGUGUUCCACCACCACUACGUGCCCUGCCCGCUGCCCGCUCUGGGCGCCCUACCACCCUGGCCGGCCUCUUUCCUGCCCCCGCCCCACCAGCCCCACGUGCAGGACAUGACCAGGACUCAGCCCUGCCCUCCUGCCUUUGGGAAAAGGGGCGCGAGAGCUGUGCCCCCGCCCCCACCACCCAGUGCCACAGGGACUGUGGGUGCAGAUAUACCUCCGGCUUCAGACUACUAUGAUGCUGAGAGCUUACCCUGA